AGUUCUUUGUCUAGCAGUGUCUCGUAGUUUGUUUUAAUAAAAUUCUUAUAAAAACCAAAUGACCUGACGAGAAGCUUUGCAGUUCUUUUGAGAACUUUUACUUGCUUACAAUUACGUUUACGAAAAAAAAAAAAUAACCAGCCGAAAAUUUAAAUCAGAUCAAAUUAAAAGGAUUUGAAAUAGCAUAAUGAAAUUGAGUUUAUUUGUGGUGCUGGCAUGUCUGGCUUAUGCCUUGGCAGAAACUAAUGUUCCACAACGUGGACUUAUACAUCAAAUCCAAAAGGGUGUGGCUGGUCCAAAUCCUUACAUUUUUCUAACUGUACCAAAAGGUCGUUCCCAAGCUUUGGUUCAGGGCUUUGAAGUAAUUGAGGAAAAUGACGGCAAUAUAGAAAAUAAAAAACCAGCCGAUGAAGACGAAGAAGAGGAAGAUGCGAGCAAUGACGAGGAGGAUAUGGCCGAAGAUAAUGAAGAGGAUGACGAUGAACUGUUGGAUGAUGAAGAUAACGAUGAAGAAGAAUCUAUGGAUUCUUUAGACAAAAAUGUAAAUGAAAGCGAGGAUAUGGAAGACGAUGAUGAUGACGAUGAACUUGACAAUGUGAUGAGCAACAAUUUGAGAUUGAGAAAGUCUAAUGCCCAAAUCAAAAAAGCCAAAGCUACCCAGAUGAUGGUAUCUCGCGAACAUGCCGGCGCCAUUUUAGUACCCGAUGAGGUCAUUGAAAUUGAAGGUCAAAGCGUUAUUGACGAAAGAACCGGCAAACCAUCUUUGUUAUUGCCACGCGCUGUUCUGGACUCCAUACCCGAUGGUAGUGUUGUGGCCUUAAUGGAACGUUCGUCGGAUGAAGAUGAGCCUGAAGAACGUGCCAAUCGUGUAAUUGUCAGACGUCGCCGCAAGGGUGCUCGUCGUAACAUCAAACGCCGUCGUGGAGGCAACCAACGUCGCCGUGUCAAUAGACGUGGUGGUAAUAGACGUGUUGUAAAUAGACGUGUUGUAAACAAGCGCGGUGGCAACAAGCGCCGUCGCAUCAACAACAACAGACGCAAAAAUGUAAGUGUAGUACGUCGCGGUAAUCGUCGUGGCAACCGCCGUGGCGGAAACAAACGACGUGUGAAUCGUCGUCGUGUUGCUCUACAAGGUUAGAGUUUCAUGUAAUGACUACUCCUCUUAGACUUUACGUAGUAUUACCUAGUUUUUAGUCUCUUCUAUUUUUAACUCUACUCGACCACACUAUGCUUAAGCUUAUGAAAAAAAAACAAUAAAAUAAAUUUAAAAAAAUAACAAUAAACAAAAUUUACAAACACAUAUGUAACUUUGUUUCC
Lucilia cuprina (Australian sheep blowfly) is the source of this 1317-nucleotide messenger RNA. Its product is annotated as MATH and LRR domain-containing protein PFE0570w. Bases 188 to 1138 code for a protein of 316 amino acids. Lineage: Eukaryota; Metazoa; Arthropoda; Insecta; Diptera; Calliphoridae. The transcript is spliced from 2 exons. The record is from RefSeq and is a predicted model, not a curated record.